This is a messenger RNA of Neohortaea acidophila, 1587 nucleotides long. RefSeq lists its product as uncharacterized. Gene Ontology annotation, molecular function: zinc ion binding; DNA-binding transcription factor activity, RNA polymerase II-specific; transcription cis-regulatory region binding. The transcript has 2 exons. Gene Ontology annotation, cellular component: nucleus. Gene Ontology annotation, biological process: positive regulation of transcription by RNA polymerase II. Bases 244 to 1287 code for a protein of 347 amino acids. Lineage: Eukaryota; Fungi; Ascomycota; Dothideomycetes; Mycosphaerellales; Teratosphaeriaceae. The record is from RefSeq and is a predicted model, not a curated record.
AGCCGGAGUCGCCACGCGUGCACUUGUGCCUCGGAUUUCUGCCUCCACGCCGGCUGAACUCCCUUCGCCGUGGAGCUUUCACGUCGAGCUCUCGUUCGAGAUCCACAUGCUGACGUUUCAUCCUUGACAUGAUUAUGCUUGUUCACAGCUUGCAUCUCUCAAGCGAAAGCUUGCUGUCAACGUGAUGCAGCCGUCAAAGAUAUGUGCUCAAACUAAAGCCAUCCUGGGGCUUGCUUCCUUCCUAUGGACGCCGCUUCCGCCAAAGCCUUUCGAAGCACCGCAGGAUGUUGGGGAUGCAAGCUAAAACGGAAGAAGUGUGACGAGCGGCAUCCGACCUGUGAGGCGUGCACGUUACUGGAAAUCACCUGUCACUAUGGCCCGGACAGGCCGCAAUGGCUCGACGGCGGCGUCAAGCAGGGGAAUAUGCUGCUGAGCGUGAAACGGGAAGUCCGGCAAAAUGCUCCAUACCGUCUGGUCAAGCGUAAGAAUGAGGUUGCACCCACUCUGCCCGCUGUGAAUCACACUGAGCCGGCCGCGACCAAACGUACGGCAACAAGUCCCGGUCACCGUCCUGCAACUUGCAGGCUUGCGUACAAGGAUGCCGGUGCAGAGGAAGGGUUCGAACAACCAGACACCAUGCUUCUCAUGUUCUACCUCGAGCACGUCUUCUCCUUCUUAUUCCCGUUCUACCGACCUCUGCCGACCGAUGGCGGGAAAGCGUGGGUGCUCGAUAUGAUACUGAAUAGGCCGGUGCUACGGCGCGCCGCUUUGUGCCAAAGUGCUUACUACUUCGCGGUCAUGAACGGCACAAGCGACGAUGUUGCAGUUGGGAAUGCAGUGCUGGCACGCAUGAGCUCCCGUUGGCGAGUUCCGAAGAAGCUGCUUUUCGAUUCUCCGCCGCUCUCUUACUGUUCGAUGACAUUAUUGCGAGCACGGCUACCCAAGCAGGACCGAGGCUGCAUGAGCUCCAUCGCGGGCUCCUUACGAGCAAGGAGCUCUGCCCCACCCAUAUGUUUGGAGAGUGUUGUGGGCUGUCACUACUUGAUCCUGCUCCAACUUGGCGACAUCUCUACCCUUGAUGCGUGGAAGAAGCGAGGGACCGAGGCCGGCAGCCUCGACGUGAUGGCGCUGGUGCAACGCGCUACUACAGCCAUCAAAUCUUCGUUACUCACCCAGCUCAUGCGGUUGGGGGCCGAGCGCGGAGUGCUGAAUGUUUCCCUUGCUUCCAUCCUCCUAUCUCCGUCGCUUAACGCCGUCGGACAAUCACGCGUGACGUACGUAGAAUGAGAGAUGACGGCUCUUAAAGUUUAGAUGGACCCACAAGCCGCGCGCGAGGAGUUGCGCGCCAGCAUGUGAGCAUGUGUUGCACGUCCGUUCGUCUCUACAAGCAUCGCUGCUAUGCUUGACCUACAUCCAUUGACGUUCACGUGUUCCUGCGCGAUACCUGUUCGCUAGGCACGAUUUCUGUCGACUCUGGGUGAGUCGUUGACGAGAAGGCCUAGCCUUGCGCUGCUGUCUUCUGCGUUUCCUUCCUCUGUCCCGUCCUUAGCCUUGCACACCGAGGAGACGCACUUUUGGCCUCUGCGA